Schistosoma intercalatum is the source of this 1412-nucleotide messenger RNA. The record is from the annotation of a GenBank genome assembly. Lineage: Eukaryota; Metazoa; Platyhelminthes; Trematoda; Strigeidida; Schistosomatidae.
GUUUUCUAAUCAGGACUGAUAGUUUGUUUGGUUUUAUGACGAGUUACGAUUGUGAGUUCAAUAUAUCUUCGUGCCGUUAGUGAAGAACAUGAAGAACUUAUAUUGGUAGUAAUAUAUGCUAAAAGUUACUCUAUUUUAACUGUAUGAUUUGUGCACCGUUUAUGUUUUCAUAUGCAGUUUACAAGUCUGAUAUAGGUGUGUAUUCAAUGUGAAGAGAUAUAUAAAUAAUCUUAACUGCUGUUUUAGGUUGGUCGCUUUUUACAUUAACUUCAAUAUUUCCAUGCAACUAAACAUAUUACUGUGGAAGUAGAUAACGUGUCCUAUGUAAUUCACAUUUAUAUUUGAUAUGUUUGUCUUUUUGCUAACAGUAUGACAAAGUGGUUUAAUAAUUAAUAAUUUAAUAUACAUAAUUUCUUCAGUUUUAGGAUAUUUCAAACAUGUCUAGUCGUGAGGCUCCAGCAUCCAUUUCAGCUAUUCGUAAUCCAAACAGUCAGCUUGCUGGUCUACCACCUAGACCUCCUCUUUCAGAUGCCGCUUUGUUUUCUUUGAUUUUAACUGUUCGGGAGGCUGGUCGGCGUUUAGCAAUGAGUGAUUAUGCCAUCGCCACAGCUUGCACAAUAUUACACCGAGCUCUACGUGUUCUUACUACUGGUGAUGAACAACCAGUUGCAACACUCGCUACUUCUGGGUCAGCAACUGUCAAUGGAUCUGAUUCAGUUUCUGGUUUCGACUCAAUCGACCAAUCUUUUAAACAUAGCUUGGGAGAUAUCGAUGCACAUACGAUUGCUAUGGCAUCUAUCAGCCUUGGCGGUAAAGUACAAGAAGAACACCAACGACUGCGUGAUGUGAUUGUUUCUUAUUACAGGACACUUCACAAAAACCGUCGUAGUCCUUUGGAAGUCGGUGAUGAUUAUGAUCGUUUACGGGAAAGUCUUGUACAAACUGAAUUAUUUCUGAUGCGACUGUUAGCUUAUCACGUUCGUCGUCCCUCUCUACCACAUCCAUAUCUAGUUCAUUAUCUUCAUUCAUUACUCCAUUGGGUUGGUAAAGGUAUAGCACAGCCAUGCGGGUCCGAUUUGAACGCUGGUGGAAAUUCAGUAAAUGCUUCUGCAAUUGCAUUAGCACGACUUCCUGGUUUGGCUUGGUCAAUACUGGCGGAUUCUUACCAGUCAGCUAUGUGUUUAGAUUUCGCCCCAGAGCAUAUCGCUGCAGCCGUACUGCAUUUAGCUUUACGGAUUGCUGGUGUUGAAAUACCUGGUAAUCGACACUCUGAAAUGGCCUGGUGGCAGGCUAUUUCAGAUAGUUUGUCCCGUGAAAUAGUUGAACAAAUCCAACUUCGAGUAAUGGAUAUUUAUGCAGUGGAUGAUAAAUUUAAAGCCAGUACACUUAAUCGUUUCACUGAUGAAUUUUGA